AUGGCUUCUGGCUCGUUACCCUUCUCAAUUCCUGAAAGUUUACGUCAGAAGAAAACAACUAGUCCUGCUUUGAAAUCAGCGAACACUACUCGGAAACAACAACCUUAUUCUUUCACGAGACGUAGUGAAUAUACUGAUUUAGAUGAUCCACUAGGCUCUUCCUUACGUACAGUUCCUUAUAAACGAGCAAUCGAUUCAAGAAUCAGCAGUACCCGAUAUUCUCUUACUCGUGGUGCACGUAUUCGUAAAAAUGUUUCGUCGACGCAGCAUGCUGCGAAUAUUCCACACAGUUCGGCUGAUGUAAUUAUGUCAUUUGGUGGUACAAAAGUUGGGAAACGUUUGACAGCUAUACCACUUCGUGGUCAUAUGCGCAAUGUUCUUGACAAUAAACUGAGUGGUGCUUUACAUCCACCUGAAACGACAAGAUCUCGGACACGUGAAUUGGUUAGUGAGGAAAUUGGUUCGAAGCUGGAACGUAGUUCAGAAUGUUCGAAAGUUGAAUCAAUUGUUGAAAAGGCAAUAUUACCUAAAAGUGCAGUAGUUCGCCAAUUGAAGCGUCUUGUUGGACGAAUUUGUGAAAGUGAUUAUGAUAAAUAUCAAUUGCUAGAUGAAAGAGAUCGGUUAAUGCAAAGGGGGCGUUUAAAAAGUAACGAUGUUGAAAAUGCAAGUGUGGUACAGGGCUCUUGUUCAGAUAUGUGCCCAGAAAAGGAACGCUAUCUAAGAAUUGUUCAGAAGCGUCUUACUGUAUAUGAAUGUCGUGAUGAUGGCCAAAUAGCUCCAGAACUUACCGUAAAAGAGUAUAGCAGAAGUGCUGCAGAUCAAGACGAACCACUGCCACAUGAGCUGAGACCGGCAGAUAUUCUUAAUCGGACUAUGAACUACCUUAUUGGAAAAAUUGCCAACUACGUCCCGGAAACGGAUGAAGAGUUAGCUCAGUGGUAUGAUUUCCUAUGGAAUCGAACAAGAGCUAUUAGAAAGGAUAUAACACAACAAAUGAUGGUUAACGAAACUGCAGUUAAUCUGAUUGAGCAAUGCGUAAGACUACAUAUAUUUGCGUCUCAUCGUCUUUGUGAAUUAAAUUUCAACGAUUUUGAUCAGAAAAUGAAUACUGAAAAUUUGUCGAAAAGUUUGCAAAGCUUGCGUUAUUUGUAUGAUGAUUUGGCAAAAAAGGGUAUCUUUUAUGCUAGUGAAGCGGAAUUUCGUGCUUACGAAAUUAUGCUCAAUCUCUCAGACUCCAAUGUUUUUCGACAAGCACUGACAUAUCGUCGAGAAAUUCUUGAGUCGAGUCCAGUUCGAUUAGCUAUCCGUCUCUUUACUUGUUUGCAAAAUCAUAAUUAUGUCCGCUUCUUUCAGCUUUUGAAAACUGAUGCCACCUAUCUGCAAAUCGAUGUUUUAGUAGAUAAGUUAGCGGAAGAAAUCAUAAAUGAAGAAGUUGCAAGGUUAUGCGAGCUGGAGUUUGUAAAGUCAAUGAUUGAAGCAUUGACUUCUGAGUUAUACAACAAUAUUUUUGAGGCCUGUCUGAAGCCAUGUUGUCUGGAAGUGAUGAUGGGUGCUACACUAUUAUAUCGUCAUAAAAUAGCAGAAAAUAAAGUCAAGCAAAAUAUAAAACAACUCCAGUCACUGCAGGAUUGUUUGAAUGAAUCAAUUUUGCAAGAAGUUACGGAUCAACUUAUUAUCGAUUCAAGUAGAAAAUGGAUAACAAGAUAUCGACAAAUACAUGACGAGGAGCUCUUGGAAUCCAUUGGACAGAGCUUAUUCACUGAUCUGAUUACAGAAGUGAUUUCAGAAACAGUUCAAAACAUCGGAGAACAUAAGAUUAUCGAAGGUCUAGACACUAUGAAAAGGCAGUUACAAACCAUCAGUGAACGGCUAGACAGAUUAUGGCUAAAACAAUUUACGGAUCGCUGGAAAGAGCAAGUUGCCUUCAAAAAAAGGAGGAAACAAGAGAAAUUAGACUUGUUAGCAACAUUUCCUGUCGCAUUACCCGCCAGAUCAAACCUUGCUUUUCGUUGGAAAGGUGGUGGUCUAUUAGGCCAAGGAUAUGUUGAUUGUGCCAUGCUUGUUUUUGAAAAUGAAGUAAGUGAUUUCAUUGAAAAGAGACGCACAAGAUUAGUGCGUGCAGUAAUAGCGAAAUGGCGUCUGUGGACUAAAUCACAAAUCAAGAAGAAGGAAUAUUUUACUAUCACUUACGCAAGCUCUACUUCAUUACGUUGGAAAAGAAGCAGUAGCAAUUCAGAUAGUGAUGACAUUCGCUUAGCUGUUGCUUUAGCUGAUGUUGAGUUAAAACGGAUGAAACCAUUUCUUACUUUUGGUGAUACUGUUUGUGAUAACCAACAACAUUUAUCGUGGUGCGAAUCGUUAGAAGAGCGCUCGUCAGAUCUACUAAAUUAUUUCGAUAAAGAAACUCUCCAAAAAGGAAUAGAAUUAGCGCAUCGGAACAUGCAACGGGUUGGUAUUUCUCAUACUGGAUUCUCAAAAAAAGAAACCAGUAGAAGUUUGAAUAGCUUGGGGGACAAUUCAUGUGAAUUAUCAGGAAGAAAGAGAAAGUCGAAAGUAGCUGUAGAAAACGAAGCAUGCAUUUUUCCGCCAAAACGCGAAUGCAAAAGUCUGGAGAUAUUAGCAGAACGACUGAAGGCUUUUACCAGUGAAUUAGACAAUACACUAGAAAGAGCGAAAGAAAGAAAUCGUUGUUACGAUGAGAUAUUUGAGUCUUAA
Messenger RNA from Thelazia callipaeda (thelaziosis nematode), 2715 nucleotides. The record is from the annotation of a GenBank genome assembly. NCBI's taxonomy places the organism in Eukaryota, Metazoa, Nematoda, Chromadorea, Rhabditida, Thelaziidae.